Molecule: messenger RNA, 423 nt
Organism: Postia placenta MAD-698-R-SB12
Lineage: Eukaryota; Fungi; Basidiomycota; Agaricomycetes; Polyporales; Adustoporiaceae
Exons: 3
Coding region: 1-423 (140 amino acids)
Source: RefSeq, a predicted model, not a curated record
AUGUCUGUAUCGACUUCAUCUAGUCCUACACCGUCGAAAAAUGCGACGGCGAUUCAGAAACGCCCCAUUGCGGAGAUCAUCACAGAAAAGUUCCCGCCUUUUGACCACCGCAGCGCAAUCGUCGAGCCUUUUGACAACGAGACGAAACGGGACGCGGAGUUCAUGGAAAAACUCAACACCAUGCUGCUCGAACUAAUGUUGGAAUUCCAUGCUUGGUCGACUGCCCGACCUGCUCACGAAAGCGACAAGACCGCCGACGCGCUGGAAAAGGAAGUCAAGGCCGUGAUGGAACUAGAGCAGGAACAAGGCAUGUCUUCAUCAUCGCCGUCCUUGUCCCUCGUCGAGAGGACCCGUCAACAGCUCAGCGACUUCGUGACACGCAUCAAAUUGGCUCUGGCUGCUUUGACUGGCUUGGCUGGUUAA